GUUGUCGUAGAACGCGACGGCGCAGAUCUGACUGCGGUGGUUGGAACGGCGUCUUCCAUCUUGCUAAUCGAAAGUUUGAAAGAAGUGCUCUGAUGAAAUACUGUAUAAGCUACGGAAAGAGUUGCUACUCUUUUUGGUUCCUCCCUAUGCCUUGGGAUAUUUCUAAGCUACACAGAAAGCAUCAUAGCAGGAAGAAGAAGAAGGCUUGGAAGCGGGAAAAGUCCCUGCAGCUCUGCACCACAAAUGAAACUGCUGAUCAGUACUAUUGGACAUUGCCAAAGAAGACCAUCAAGAACAAGAAUCGUCAUGAUAAGAGCACUAUUGAUAAGGUCACUCGCCACAACAGAUUC
This is a messenger RNA of Linum tenue, 350 nucleotides long. The record is from the annotation of a GenBank genome assembly. NCBI's taxonomy places the organism in Eukaryota, Viridiplantae, Streptophyta, Magnoliopsida, Malpighiales, Linaceae.